AUGGAUGAAAGGCUCAAAGUCUUUCAAGGGAUUUUUGCUGAUAGAGUUGUAAAAACCCCUGAAGAGGUCCACAGCGUCGUAGCAACAGAGUCCUGCUUAAUCCUAGGACUAAGAUCAGGAAAAAUCAUGAUCCGCGUCAUAGAAGAAGAUUUAGACGAGCUCAUCGAAGCCCAUUCCUCAGCAGUCAAUAUUUUAAUUAUUUCUGAAGAUAAUAAAUACAUUAUCUCUGGAGGCCAAGACAAAAAAGUUAUCAUCUGAAAUCUCGAAACUUUCGAACAAGAAGCCAGUUUGCCAGCCCACAAUGCUGUUGUUACCUGCUUAUGCACAAAAAAUGGCUUUUUAUACACAGGCAGCGUCGACGAAUCAGUAAAAAUCUGGGACCUAGAAUCCAAAGAAAUUGCAAAUGAAAUUAAAUUUGAAACCUCAGUCUGCUCAAUCAAGGCUACUGAUGAUUUUUUAAUAGUCGGCUGUGACGAUGGCAGCAUAAGAGUCCAUAAUAUUGAAGGACUAGACGUUUCUUUCGUAUUAGUUGGGCAUGAAGACGCAGUCUGGACUAUUGACGUAUGGAAUAAUGUUAUGGUGAGUGGAGGAUUUGAUGGAAGAAUUCUAAUUUGUGACUUAAAAACACAGUCUCAAGAAGUCUUAGGCGAGCACCAAGGAGUUGUGAAUAAAGUAAUGAUUAUUGAUCCGAGUGGAGCUAAUAUUCCUAUGAUUAUUUCAGGAGGGUCAGACAACUUGAUAAAAAUCUGGAGCUUGGAGGGGCUUAAAGAUACGUUAGAGUACCACCAAAAUUCAAUUAGCUCAAUAUUUAAUAUUGACUAUUAUUUGAUUACAGCUAGCUUUGACAAGACUGUAAGGAUGUGAAACUGGAUGAAUACAAUGAAGACCAAAAAGGUUUUUACACAUAAUUACCCAAUAGUCGGCUUAGCCACUGACUCUGAAGGGAAUUUUUACUAUACAAGUGAAGAGUCAAUUGUAAGACAAAAAGCUAAUGAUAUGAGGGACAAAAAGGUUUUUAAGGACUUUGAAGGGAAAGUGACUUGUGCUGCGCUUGAUGAGUCUUCAAGUAUUUUAGCUUGUGGAAGCCGUGAUAGAAUGGUGAGGCUUUUAAGUGUCCCUGAGCUAAAUUUAGCGACUAUGUUUGUAGAUCACGAAUCAAUAGUUACUGGUGUAGGUCUGCAUCAAGGACUUUUGGUAUCUGCAGAUAGCUCAGGGAAUAUGAUUCUUUGUGAUUAUGGCUCAGUACAGAACAGGCAUUCCAUUGAAGCACCAAUAUCCAGCGUCCAAAUAAACCAAGACUAUAUUUCGUGUACCACUUCUACUUCUCUGUAUAUAUUUUCCCACUCUUUUGCUCCAGUCAGCUCAGCUGAGCUAGAAAAACCAGCAUUAAGCCAUUGCUUUACAGAGGAUUCUGCAUAUAUUAUUCUCUCAACUGAAGACUCUAUACAAAUACACAGCGUUCCAGCCCUAGCAAAGGUAGCAGCUUUUCCUGUGCCUUAUCAAGCAACUUCUCUGUCAAUAAUCCCUUCAAUCCCUUGGAUUUUCUGUGCAUCAAAUAAUCAUAUUUUGAUGCUUCCACACUAUAUAAAAGAAUGCGAGAAUUUAAUUAAAUAA
Blepharisma stoltei is the source of this 1614-nucleotide messenger RNA. The record is from the annotation of a GenBank genome assembly. Lineage: Eukaryota; Ciliophora; Heterotrichea; Heterotrichida; Blepharismidae.